UCAGCAGUAAGUCCUGAUGGUUCGCACAUUCUUAGCGGUUCUGGUGAUGGAAAUGCAUACAUCUGGAGGGUGGACAAGCCUGAAAGUGCUCCAGUCUCACUCACUGGUCAUGAAAAGGAAGUAACUGCAGUUGCUUGGUGCUCGACAGAGGUUGGGAAGCUAGCUACUUCUUCGGAUGAUUACAUGGUCCAUGUCUGGAACAUCAAGAAAGAAAGCUGUAUCAGUACAAGAUCCCCAUGUUCAUUGCGGAAGAGAGUUACUGCAACCCCAACCAAGAUAAUUAGGAAGCUAAACUUAGAAGAUUCGAAUGGCUUUGCAGAUGCCUCUUGUACUUCAAAGAAAACAAUGGUGAAUUCAUCCUCACCCUCAAGAUCUAAAUUUGAAGAGUGUAGCACACCCGAGUCUUUCAAGAAAAGAAAACUUGGCUUGUUCCCGGCUGAAGGAGUAGACAUGCAGAGGACCCCAGAUUCAGUGGCAGCAUUUGAUAGCCCUUCUUCAGUUCUAAAUCCUCCAUCUUCUUUGAAAAGGAGAACAAUUCGUGAUUACUUUUUGCGUUCUCAUGAAAGUAUCAAAAACCAUUUUUGUGACUAGAAGGAAGUUCUGUAAUCCGGUUAUUAUGAGGCUUUAAUUUCUUGGCAAAGUGGUUUCAGCGAACUGAAGAGUACUUGAUCUUCGUGAGGACUUAAGAUGUAAUAAUGUGCAAGUGAUUGAGGUCUUUGUUGGACUUUUGGGAAGGAAAUUAUGAUUAUCAUUUUGUAAGUAUUAUAGCAUGUCUCAAACAUGAAAAUAAGAAAUUAAAUUUUUCGAUAUGGUUCUUGUAGUCAAAUUAAUCAAAUAUACUUCUUAAAAAUUGAAGUUCAAAGAUGGGAGAAAUAAUUAUGUGUGGAGUUCGGGUGGGGAGAACCGUCCGGUUUUAUUGCGUAUUUGUAAUACUUAGUUGUGAGUAUUAUUGAGUAUUUUGUGAAUAUUUAUUGAGUAUUUAUUGAUUUACUGUAUAUUUAUUGAGUAUUUAUAAAUACUCAAUAAAUACUUAGCAAUGUGGAUGAUUUUUCCUGUCUCGAUUCCUCACAGAAUAAUUCCUCCAAAGGAUGAUUGUGCAAUACUUGCUUAUUCCAAUGUUGAAAUUGUUUGAAGUUUGAA
This is a messenger RNA of Dendrobium catenatum, 1140 nucleotides long. RefSeq names its product denticleless protein homolog. The annotation marks the transcript as partial. Gene Ontology annotation, cellular component: nucleus. The transcript is spliced from 5 exons. The record is from RefSeq and is a predicted model, not a curated record. Gene Ontology annotation, biological process: proteasome-mediated ubiquitin-dependent protein catabolic process. NCBI's taxonomy places the organism in Eukaryota, Viridiplantae, Streptophyta, Magnoliopsida, Asparagales, Orchidaceae. Gene Ontology annotation, molecular function: protein binding; protein-macromolecule adaptor activity.